UUAUAAUUAUUAAUAAUACUAUCAUUAAAAUUAUCCAAAUAAUGAUAUCGGAUGUUGAACGAGAAAAAAAAACUAAGUAAAUAAAAGAUAAUAAAAACGAGUUGUAAAUUGAAUUUAAAGAAUAAUUAAUAAAAUCAAAUAAAUAAUACGAAAAACAGAUAAAGAAAUUUUAACCGUUGUACACGAAGAAACGGGAAAAAAAACGAUGAACGGAAUAAGUCGCUGAAAUAAAUUGCCCACUAAAUACACACGAAAAAACGAGAGAGGACAAAAAUUGAAGAUUUUUGGAAUUAUACAUCUUACACAUACACAUAGCUAGCUGCAAGAUGAGAUGCUGCGUUUUCGUCAUGGCUGCCGUCGCCCUGGCUGCAACGGGGCUGGUAAGUGGCGGUUAUCACGAGAAGCAGCUGCUAAACGACCUCCUGGAUUCUUACAACGUGCUGGAGCGACCUGUCGGCAACGAGUCCGAACCACUUGGGUUGAGCUUCGGUCUUACCCUUAUGCAAAUUAUCGACGUUGAUGAGAAAAAUCAGCUACUGAUCACCAAUCUCUGGCUAAAAUUGGAAUGGAAUGACGUGAACAUGAGGUGGAACGUUUCAAAAUACGGAGGUGUUCGAGAUUUGAGAAUUCCUCCCCACCGUCUUUGGAAACCGGAUGUCCUCAUGUACAACAGUGCGGACGAAGGUUUUGACGGCACUUAUCCGACGAACGUAGUCGUCAAGAGUAACGGGACUUGUCUCUACGUACCACCCGGUAUAUUCAAGAGCACAUGCAAGAUCGACAUCACAUGGUUCCCGUUCGACGAUCAACGAUGUGAAAUGAAAUUUGGAUCUUGGACGUACGACGGUUUUCAGCUAGACUUACAAAUCCAGGACGAAGCUGGGGGUGACAUAAGCAGCUUCAUCACCAACGGGGAGUGGGAUCUUCUCGGUGUACCCGGCAAGAGAAAUGAAAUUUAUUACAACUGCUGCCCCGAACCGUACAUCGAUAUAACCUUCGUCGUUAUAAUAAGGAGACGUACCCUGUACUAUUUCUUCAAUCUUAUCGUGCCCUGCGUUCUGAUCGCCAGCAUGGCCGUUCUCGGCUUCACCCUGCCUCCCGACUCUGGAGAGAAACUCUCACUGGGUAGGAUAUUGUGUUACGGGUAUAGUUUGGUCGAGUUUGGCAUAGAAAUUGAAGCACAUCGGGUGUACGGUGACAAGGUACAUUCAUCGACCUUUAAACGCCCUUAUCUGUCUCCAUUUACAGGGGUUACCAUUCUGCUGUCUCUUACCGUCUUCCUAAAUAUGGUGGCGGAAACUAUGCCCGCUACUUCUGACGCCGUACCACUGCUUGGUACUUAUUUCAACUGCAUAAUGUUCAUGGUAGCGAGUAGCGUCGUAAGCACAAUUCUGAUAUUGAAUUAUCACCAUCGUAAUUCCGACACACACGAAAUGUCCGAAUGGGUGAGGGUGGUCUUCCUCGACUGGCUACCCUGCGUAUUGAGGAUGUCUCGCCCGGUGGAGAAGGAUGAGAAGGAUACCCAAAAAUCGCAAAAACCCUCACCGGUCAUGGGGGGCUCUAGUAAAGCUUACGGUGACCUCGAACUGCAUCAGCGCAGCAGUAAAUCGCUGCUGGCCAACGUCCUCGACCUCGAGGACAACGCCUUGGCGUCUCACAACAAUCUCUUGAACAACGUGUACAGCACCCCGGGUCCACAUCAUCCCGGGCACCCGGGGCACAUGGGAACCCUCGGUUCCAUGGGUUCCAUAGGAUCCAUGGGGCACGGUCACAGUCAUGGUCACGUUCACACGACGCCACAUCAUCAUCAUCACCACGCUCACGCACCGCCGCCCACGUCGACGCCUCAUCAUCAGCACGCGGCACCCUACACGAGUGCCGCUGCGGCCCACCAUCAUCAGCAUCCCCAGGACCCGGGGCCACCGCAGGUCGAAACGAUACUGCAGAGCGCCUGCUUUUGCGCGAGAUACGAACUAAUACUUAUACUCAAGGAGAUGAAGGUGAUAACGGAUCAACUGAAGGGCGAAGAUGCCGGGAAGAAGGUCAGCAACGAUUGGAAAUUCGCUGCUAUGGUCAUAGACAGGAUGUGCCUAAUCAUUUUUACCCUGUUCACGAUAAUCGCCACCAUCACCGUCCUAUUCUCUGCGCCUCACAUUAUCGUCACGUGAUUCAAACGGAGGUAUAAUAACGAAAAAUUUACGUUUCUACACCUAUUGCUGCCGAGAAUGAUGCUGCGGUUACAAUUACCGAUUAACAUUCCGCGUUUGCGUAACAGAAACAAUAAUAAUAUUAUUAAUCAUAUUGAUAAUAAUCAUAUUUAUGAUAAUUAUAUUAAUAAUAAUAACAACAACAUUAAUAAUAGACAUAUUGAAAUGAAAAUAAUAAUAAUAAUAGGCGGAAGUAAUAAAAGAAAUAUAAAAUAAGUAAAAAAAAAAACGCUAAUUAAAUUAAUAAAUUAACUGGAAAAAAAAGAAAAUUACAAACGAAGAAAAAUGAAGCUCAUCAUAAAUAAUUGUCGUAUACCUAUUAUCAGUGAAAUGAUAAUACGUGUUACAUUAAUAUAAGUUGUUGUCAUUUUUUACGCUCGCAUACGUAUUAUAUUAUCGAUUUGAUUGAUAUAUUAAUAAUAUAUUGUUAUUAUCAUCAUUAUCGCUAUUGUUGUUGAUGUUAUUAUUAUUAUUAUUAUUAUUGUCAUUGUAAAUGAAGUCGGAAGUUGAUUAUAAAUUAAUUAUUACCGCGAUAUACGUCGAAAGUAUAUUAAUAUACAAUAUACAUUGUAAAAUAGUUUGUUCAUAUUUAUUAUGUUCAUUCUUAUUAUUAUUGAUAUGAAAUUGAAUAUCAUAUUAUUAAUUGUAUACAGAUAUAAAGCGGUAUAUUAUAUCGACGUUGAACGGGCACGUGACCGCAGAAGAUUAUGCAGGAAUGGUGCAACAAUUUAGCAAACAAAACCUGUUGCAGUUGAAGGGUACUUUGAGGGGUAUGCGAAAAGACAAAAUUAAAAUUAAAAAUAAGAAUAAUACUAAUGAUUUGAAAUUUUAAAAGAAAAAAAAAAACCCAACUAUAAAUAAACGACGAAUACGCGUGUACAUGAAAAUGGAUCACAAGUAUAUCUGUUAAAAUCAAAGAAAAAAAAAAGUUACAAGGCGCACGCAUUUCAUACAUAAUUUUAAUCGGAUAUAAUCGAUGAAAAACCACAUCUUACAAGCUCAUAUUUUGUACCGCGAAAAAUUUUGGGUAUAUCUUGUAUAAAAUGUGUAUUAUUAAUUACCUAGUAUGUCCACCUCACGUCCGGGUAGGUACUUGAAUAUCUGCAAAGUUUUUAGCGGUACUUUAAUGUAUCAAGCGAGAUAAAAUAUGUAUAAUGUAAAUGCAAACGCGAUAAACGAUUUAUGAUAAGAGUUGAAUAGAAUUAAAUAAUAAUAAUAAUAA
This is a messenger RNA of Athalia rosae (coleseed sawfly), 3429 nucleotides long. RefSeq names its product neuronal acetylcholine receptor subunit alpha-7-like. Gene Ontology annotation, biological process: monoatomic ion transmembrane transport; nervous system process; chemical synaptic transmission. The record is from RefSeq and is a predicted model, not a curated record. NCBI's taxonomy places the organism in Eukaryota, Metazoa, Arthropoda, Insecta, Hymenoptera, Athaliidae. Gene Ontology annotation, molecular function: acetylcholine-gated monoatomic cation-selective channel activity; transmembrane signaling receptor activity. The transcript is spliced from 9 exons. The coding region runs from base 327 to 2168 and encodes 613 amino acids. Gene Ontology annotation, cellular component: neuron projection; synapse; postsynaptic membrane.